This is a messenger RNA of Nothoprocta perdicaria, 594 nucleotides long. It is a transcript of the gene SCNM1, whose product is annotated as sodium channel modifier 1. The coding region runs from base 1 to 594 and encodes 197 amino acids. The transcript is spliced from 8 exons. Gene Ontology annotation, cellular component: nucleus. Lineage: Eukaryota; Metazoa; Chordata; Aves; Tinamiformes; Tinamidae. The record is from RefSeq and is a predicted model, not a curated record. Gene Ontology annotation, biological process: RNA splicing.
AUGGGACACGACGGGGACACGCGCGGGGACGGGAAGCGACGCGUCGCCGACCUCCUCGCCAGCUACAUCCCCACGGAGGAGGCCCUGCUGCUGCGCAGCGGGAGGUACGCGUGCACCGUGUGUCCCCAGCGGCCUGUCUUCGACACGCUCGCCAUGCUCACGGUGCACAGGGCCGGCAGGAAGCACGCGGCGGCCCUGAGGAGCUUCUACGGCGGGAAGCGGCCGCUCGGGAACGUGGCGCCGGAGCAGCUGCCCGCGGAGCUGGUCCCGCAGGACUCAGCGGCCCCCUUGCUGGCGCGGACACGGAGCAUUGCGCGGAGCGCCCUGCUCAAGGCCGCUCCCUACAGCAGCCGCUGCCGCAGGACGGGGGCGGCCGGCGGCGGCUCGGGAGCGGCCGCGCGCGGGGCCCUCGGCACCCCCAGGAGCCAGGCCCUGGAGCGGUACCUGCAGCUGCGCAGCGCCGGCUGGAUCCCGGACGGCGCCGGCAAGUGGGUGAAGGACGAGAACGCCGAGUUCGACUCGGACGAGGACGAGCCCCCCGGGCUGCCGCCGGGCCCCGGCGCGGCCCCCAGCCCCCCACAAGCUCCGUGUUAA